This is a messenger RNA of Symbiodinium necroappetens, 738 nucleotides long. The record is from the annotation of a GenBank genome assembly. Lineage: Eukaryota; Dinophyceae; Suessiales; Symbiodiniaceae.
AUGCGGGCAUUGGAUGUCGAUGGCUCCAUGACACUUCAGCGCUCUGAGCUUUUCAAGGCGGUGAAGAUGUUGAACUGGAAGGGCAACUGCCGCGCUUUGUGGCAAGCACUCGAUCAUGAUGCAAGCGGCAUCACUACCAUCGAGGAGUUGGAUCCUCAAUCUGCGCAAUUGCUGGCUUAUUUCCGGGAAUGGGCCUUGAAGACGAGCCCGUCCAAGAGGCCAAGUGAGGCUUUCGAGGUGCUGGACCGGUUUCGCCACAAGGCUGCAGUGGUGCCGAAGGGCGGCAGAAGGCAAAAAGAGGUUGACCCAUGCCGAGAAUUGGAGUCUCAUGGCUUUGGUCGGAAUGCCAAACAGGUGGCUUCGAUUCUAGAUUGGCAGGAGAAGAAGCACAUCUGCGCCCGUGAUUUUGAGUUCAUGGACGUCUGGCGAGCCCCCGCGCCUGGUGAUUGCAGCCUGCGCGAAAGCUCUACUCAACCUCCAGCUUCAAGGCUUGUAGCGCGACACGGUCACAUCCUCAAGGCCUGGCGCUUCGCUAUGGACAAGGAUUGCUCAAACAGCUGCAAUUGGCACGAGUUCCAGGAGGCGGCGUGCUGCCUGGACUUUCUGCGUUCGGGUGUUACCAUCUCAAGCCGACUCCCUUCCGGUUGGAGCCGCAAGAUGCUGCAAGUUCGCAAGAAAUCUUCCAAUGGCAUUGUCGAAAUGCCCAGUCGGAAGCGUGCUGAAGGCUUAAACCGUUGA